Messenger RNA from Prorocentrum cordatum, 390 nucleotides. Lineage: Eukaryota; Dinophyceae; Prorocentrales; Prorocentraceae. The record is from the annotation of a GenBank genome assembly.
AUGAUGAAGAAAUUGAAGCAGCAGCAGCGUCGACUACAGCAGCGGUGUAAGGUCAGGGCACCAGUCGAUCGUCGUCGAGUGCUUAGAGGUAUCAGGCAUCCGCUUGGCACGUACACGGCGCCCGACGAGAUAGCUGCUUGUAUUUCAUUUUAUUGGGGCCCAGUUUUUGAUUCCAAACCGAUAUUCGAGGCCUCGGCGAAGGUCUACAUUGAGAAGUUGACGAAACACGUGGUCCUUUCGAACUUCCCCCCGAGCAAGCGUAUGAUCGAAAAGCAGCUCUCUCUUGUGCAUCAUAGUGGGCCAGGGCCAGACUUGCUGCCCUGCGCCGCGUGGCAGCGCGCGCCCAUGGCCGUGGACAUCCUAGAUGAGGUGAUGGUUUGGAUAUUGUAG